AUGGUCUCCCUUCUGGACUGCCCGGCCGAGCUGCGGCAGCAAAUCUUAGACCACCUCAUCCCGAGCGAGGUCCGCGACGCCGGCGCCGCCCCAAGGACGGCACCGCUGCUCCCGCUCCUCCUGGCCUGCAAGAAGAUCCGGCUCGACACCCUCCAGCUCCUCAAGAAGUGGUCACCAGUGUACCAUUUCGAGCGGCCGGCGACCAUCCUCGGGGCGCGGUGGCGGCCGGACGAGCCGCACAUGCGCAACAUCAGCCUGCGGCUGUUUGCGGACAUGGACCUCCACGCCGCGCGCUACAUAACGGCCUUCGGCGCCAGCGGCGUGUUCGAUCCGGACUCGUGGGUCCGGUGCGCGACCUCGCUGCCGCGGCUCGCUGUCGAGUCCGUCGUGGUCGACCUCACUGCCGCGCCCGCGUGGAUGGUCGCCAGGCGGCCUGACUGGGUGCGUGGCACGCUGCUGGACGCACGAAACAGAUGUCUCCUAGAUAAUUGUGUUGUAGAAGUUACGGCUAUUGUCAAGAAGGUGAGCGAGGUCUACGGACCAGGGGUCCCGGUCCAUCUCGGAGGCGUCGUCACGCGCAAGGCGAAGAAAGCCGUCGACGAGAUGCUGGACUGGGCGAGGAAGGAGGCGGGCUGUGUGAAUAUCGCAUUCGUGGGUGAGUGGAUCGCUGGGCCCAAAGAGCUACCCACCAGACUGUCGCUGGUACUUUUGUGCCGCUGCUGGGGCAUGAAGCUGGAACAGCCAGCGGUGGCGCAGUACGAUACGCCGAGGUGGAUUCAGAUCCGCAACGAGGCGCGCGAGGCAGGUCUGACAGUGCCGGAUGUGGACCUCAAGGCCGUGGGGCUGGUGAAGUGGUCUAAGAACUCUUGCACGGCGUACUACGUCAACGCCCAGGUGGACGAGGAGGGCACGCGGUCCGAGCUAGUGCGCGUGCUCCGCUUCGCGGUCGAGGCGAGGACCGUGGGCAUCCAAGGUGACGUGGCUAUCGAUUUCGAGCCGGCGAUCAGGGAGCGGCGCUUCCUGAUCCACUGCCUCGCCAAGGACUUGGGGCUUACGAGCGUGAGCGUAGGGGGCCCAGAGGAGAAGUUCGAGAUGUGCUAG
Molecule: messenger RNA, 1101 nt
Organism: Diaporthe amygdali
Lineage: Eukaryota; Fungi; Ascomycota; Sordariomycetes; Diaporthales; Diaporthaceae
Exons: 3
Coding region: 1-1101 (366 amino acids)
Source: RefSeq, a predicted model, not a curated record